Molecule: messenger RNA, 830 nt
Organism: Populus trichocarpa (black cottonwood)
Lineage: Eukaryota; Viridiplantae; Streptophyta; Magnoliopsida; Malpighiales; Salicaceae
Product: auxin-responsive protein IAA30
Exons: 4
Coding region: 66-590 (174 amino acids)
Biological process (GO): regulation of DNA-templated transcription
Cellular component (GO): nucleus
Molecular function (GO): protein binding
Source: RefSeq, a predicted model, not a curated record
GUAUGCUCUCUAUGCUAUGUAUUUGAGCCUAAGGUGGCGGCUUCAUUAGCUUCACAUCUCCAAAAAUGGGCAGAGGAGCUGCCUCUAGCUCUUCAUCAUCUUUCGAAAGCAGCCGCUACCCAUCUGUCUCCGGCGAGUCUUCUUUCCCUCAUGUAAAGAGGGACCUUAGCACAGAUCUAAGGCUUGGACUUGGCAUAUCAACCUCUCGACAGGACAACCCUUCCACACCAAGUGAGCAGCUAUUGGAUUGGCCACCGAUCAAGCCGUCUCCGGGGAAGGCAGUAACAUCAGAAGAAAAUGAGUGCUGUAGUUCCACCUUAUUCGUCAAGGUGUACAUGGAAGGCAUUCAAAUUGGAAGGAAACUGAACCUAUUAGCCCACGAUGGUUACCAUGACUUGAUACAGACUCUCGACGAAAUGUUCAACACUAGCAUUCUCUGGCCUGAAAUGGAUGUUGAACAUUCCGGGAAAUGCCAUGUGCUGACAUAUGAAGACAAAGAGGGCGAUUGGUUGAUUGUUGGGGAUGUUCCAUGGGAGGUGUUCUUACCUUCUGUGCGGAGAUUGAAGAUCACCAGGGCAGACAGCCUAUGAUUUUGGUUCAUGAUUCAUAUGCAGUCUCCUCUUCUCCCUAGACAUGCACUUGUAUAUGGUGAAUCGAAAAUAACUAGGUAGUGGACAGCUAGGUAACUCCAAAUGAAUAUGUUGAGGAUGAUAGAACAAAAGCUGGUCUUUUGUUGUAAAUUAAGGAUUUUCAGAGUGUAUCAUAUUCUUUGUCAAUUGAUAUGAUACCACUUGCUACUUGCUAUUAUAAAAUUCUUUUUUGAGAAAGUA